CUCUGGAGAAGGGUUCCUUCCAAGAGAUGCAGGACAGUCGCAAAGAAGUAAAGCACUUGAUGGCCUGAAGAAAGAUCUUCCUGGCCCAGUUGAGGUUUGUUCUGACUUUGCUUAUGAAAUGUCUGGGUCUGAUAGAUCAAGAGUCACACAGAUGGAUGCAUUGCUAGGCAGGAUCAACACUUAUGCUGCUGAAUCUGACAAAGGCCUUGUACCAAGAGGAACAAAGUUUUUGGCCACAUUUAGAGUACCUCAAGGUCACUUGAAAGCAAGAUCUCUUGCUUCAUCGAAAACAGGAAUAUUUCUCUGUUAUGAUCCUUGUUUGAUGUCCUUAGAUUUUCUCAGCACCACUGGUUCUAUGAUAGAUAGACACAGUAUUAACUUUGAAGUCAGCUCAGUUGCUGUCAAUGAGUCAGGAUCUGUGUUCCUUGCCUCGGCUUCAAGGAAGCUCAUCAACAUUCUGAUGGUUGAUUUGUGUAUCCAGUUGCCACUGGCCGAGAACCUCCCCAUACUUCCUUCAGCAAUCACAGCAACAGAGGAAACCAUUAUUGCCAUCGGCUCAUCCAAAGAAUCAAAGGCUGGUAUUAUCAACAUUCGCAAAGAUGGUGGCAAUGUAUCUUGGGUGUUCAACGACAAGAUGGGAACAGUGUUCAAGAAACCAGCAGAUGUCGCCUUAUGGAGCAAAAGCAAUCAGACCAUGGUGAUAGUAACAGACCCCAAGGCUCACAGAGUUGUAUUUCUGUCCAAACAGGGAUGCACUUACCACAUCACGAAGAUAUACAGUGGUGAAGGUCUACACCAGGACACAGAACAGUUCUGCCCCUACGGCGUCUGUGUAGACAAGCUUGGGAACAUUUUCGUGGCAGACAUGUCCAGUCAGGCUGUGAUUCAGCUCAGCUGGAAGGGGAACCUGAUGGAUGACCACACUCUCAUGUUUGACCAAGGAUUCAUACCCAAGUGCCUGGCGUCCACACCGGAGUGUAACCUCAUUGUAGGUAGUAGUGAUGGAAUGGUCAAGGUCAUCAAGCGAGCUAACCCAUGAACACUGUUCAGUCACAACUCAAAUCCUCUGAAAACGCGAUGUUGUGGUGGGUAACCAGUUCAUCAGGUUUAUUAAAGGUCAUUUUCAGUUUUUAUCCCGUUUGAGGAAAGGGCACAGGAAGUUCAUCUGUUUUCCAUUUGUGAAGGUUGUCAUGAUAUGGCUGAAAUAUUGCCAAUGUGACAUAAAAUUUCACUCACUCCCAUUUGUGGAGAACAAAAUGUGAUACCUUGACUACCAAUAUUGAUGAUUACAUUCAAUGUAUAUUUUCCCAGGGCUCCAGAUAAUUUUUCAUGAUCAGGAGUAUGUACUCCUUAUUUUUUCAAUAUAGGAGUACUGGAAAACAAUAAGAGUACAGU
Messenger RNA from Haliotis rubra (blacklip abalone), 1395 nucleotides. RefSeq lists its product as uncharacterized. NCBI's taxonomy places the organism in Eukaryota, Metazoa, Mollusca, Gastropoda, Lepetellida, Haliotidae. Bases 119 to 1039 code for a protein of 306 amino acids. The record is from RefSeq and is a predicted model, not a curated record. The transcript has a single exon.